This is a messenger RNA of Ceratitis capitata (Mediterranean fruit fly), 798 nucleotides long. RefSeq lists its product as uncharacterized. The record is from RefSeq and is a predicted model, not a curated record. NCBI's taxonomy places the organism in Eukaryota, Metazoa, Arthropoda, Insecta, Diptera, Tephritidae. The transcript has 4 exons. The coding region runs from base 107 to 667 and encodes 186 amino acids.
GUCAUUAAAAAUUCAUUAACUAAGCGCAAAGCGAUAAGCUAACCAAAUUUUUGAAAAAUCUCUCUCUCAUUGGUUUAUCAGAACUCAUGUGUAUCAGUGUGGGAAAAUGAGAAUCAGUGCAUUUAAAUCCAUUACUCGAUUUCGCAGGACAUUUACAUGGUUAAGUUUAUCGCUGUUGGUGACUUAUGGUGAGUGCGGUUCUUUCUGCAAAUUUUCGAAUGUAAUGUGUCAGUCCUAUGACAAAUCGAAGUUAGUUUUCAAGGCUUGUCAUCUGAAAGCGGUACGUGGUGAGGACAGUUAUAUGAAAGUGCAUGCACAUAUAAAGGAGGUGGGAAGGGAAGCUAAUGUCUCUGUACGCCUGCUGAAACGUGCUAAUGGCUGGAAACCGUUUCUGUAUAAAGUCACCUUCGACGCUUGUAAAUUUAUGAAAAAUCCUAAAGCAAAUCCAAUUGCCGAAUUUUUCUACAACAUAAUGAAAGAGUAUAGCAAUGUGAAUCAUACAUGCCCAUACGAACACGACCUUAUUUUGGAUAAAUUUCGUCUCAGCGGCGAUUUGGUAAAACUGCCGUUCCCCAUUGGUGAAUAUGCUGUGGACACAAUGUGGCAUGUUAAUGGCCAGUUAUGGGCUCGUGUUAAUGGUUCCUGCAAAGGAGCGGUGGAUAUGUAAUAGCGUGAGAAAGACUUAGGUACAAAAAUUCUCAUAAUCUGCAUAUUAAACAUUUUAGCGACAAGCGCUUAAAGGAGAAACGCGUUGUGCUCUCGAUCAACAUCAAAUAAAAAUUAAAAUACUAAUUUUAA